Molecule: messenger RNA, 4664 nt
Organism: Catharus ustulatus (Swainson's thrush)
Lineage: Eukaryota; Metazoa; Chordata; Aves; Passeriformes; Turdidae
Gene: FARP2
Product: FERM, ARH/RhoGEF and pleckstrin domain protein 2
Exons: 27
Coding region: 53-3193 (1046 amino acids)
Cellular component (GO): cytoskeleton
Molecular function (GO): cytoskeletal protein binding; guanyl-nucleotide exchange factor activity
Source: RefSeq, a predicted model, not a curated record
GGCUCGGGGCCGGUGUGAGCGCGGGCGGCGGCGCAGCGGGCCCGGCCUGGAGAUGGGAGAGAUAGAAGGAACAUACAGAAUUCUGCAGACACCAGGCUCUCGUUUGGGUGCCCAGAAGGCCUCAGGAGUGAGUACCUUGGAGCCAGGACAGAACCUCCUGACUGCCAUGGCAUCAUCGCCUGCCAAAGCGCACGAGCGCGACCUCCCCAUCAAAAUAAAGAUGUUGGACAACACAGUGGAAGUAUUUGUUGUUGAGUCAAAAUGUUAUGGGCAGACGUUGUUGACAGAGGUUUACAAGCAUCUGAAUUUGAUUGAAUCAGACUACUUUGGAAUUGAGUUCCAGAACAUCCAGUCAUAUUGGAUUUGGCUGGAACCUAUGAAACCUGUUAUUAAACAAGUACGGAGACCAAAGACUACAAUGCUUCGUCUGGCUGUCAAGUUUUUCCCUCCAGACCCAGGUCAGCUGCAAGAGGAAUAUACCAGGUACCUGUUUGCAUUGCAAAUCAAGAGGGACCUGGCAGAGGAGAGGCUGACCUGCAGUGACAACACAGCUGCUCUGCUGGUCUCCCACCUCCUGCAGUCUGAAAUAGGGGAUUUUGAUGAAUCGGAAGAUCGAGAACACCUUAAAACAAACCAAUAUUUGCCAAACCAGGAAAAGCUUGAAGGCAAGAUCCUGGAGUUCCACAGGAAGCAUGUGGGUCAAACUCCUGCUGAAUCUGACUUUCAAGUGCUUGAAAUUGCCCGAAAACUGGAGAUGUAUGGCAUCAGAUUCCACCUUGCCUCCGACCGUGAGGGCACCAAAAUCAAUCUGGCAGUUUCACACAUGGGUGUGCUGGUGUUCCAGGGUAACACAAAAAUCAAUACCUUCAACUGGUCCAAGGUCCGUAAGCUGAGCUUCAAGAGGAAGAGAUUCCUUAUUAAGCUCCACCCAGAGGGCCCGUAUCAAGAUACAUUGGAGUUUCUUUUGGGAAGUAGGGAUGAGUGUAAAAACUUCUGGAAAAUCUGUGUUGAGUAUCACACAUUCUUUAGGCUCUUUGACCAGCCAAAGCCAAAGGCUAAAGCAGUGUUCUUCACCAGAGGGUCAUCAUUCAGAUACAGUGGGCGAACACAGAAGCAGCUAGUGGAUUAUAUUAAGGACAGUGGGAUGAAGAGAACCCCAUAUGAAAGGAGGCACAGCAAGGUCAGAGCAUCCACCCGCACCUCGAACACAGACGUGCCAAAGCAGAGUGUCCCAUUCACUGAGGGCUUGAGAACUCCAGGGUCUCCUGCCUCAACAGCUGCCCCCUUCCACUCGGGUCACUCCUUGGCCAGUCCUGCUUCUGUCCUGCCCAUGUUUGCUGAACCCAGCCCUUUGUCCUUGGACCCCCGAGCAUCAUACACGAGGAAUGCAGACAAAGGCACUGCAGCACCAGUGGAAGAAGCUGGGAGGAAGCUGAUGCAGCAGCCUGGAUCUCCUGUGCUCCAAGGCCUCCCUGUGGACCACUCCCAGCUCUCCUCCCUUGUGCUGAAGAGUCCCCUAGGCUUGACCCCAGCCUUUCAGGUGAACUUGAAUGCAGUCACUCAGGGCUCAUCUCCUCUGCUGAGCCCUGUGCUCAGCGAUGCUGGCGGGGCCAGGAUAGAAGAGGAUGACGAAACGAAAAGGAAGCGCUACCCCACCGACAAGGCUUACUUCAUAGCAAAGGAGAUCCUUGCCACAGAACGCACCUAUUUAAAGGACCUGGAGGUUAUUACUGUGUGGUUCCGCAGUGCUGUGAUCAAGGAGAAUGCCAUGCCAGAGGGCCUGAUGACACUGCUCUUCUCCAACAUAGACCCCAUCUAUGAGUUCCAUCGAGGCUUUCUGAAGGAGAUUGAACAAAGGCUCUCACUCUGGGAAGGCAGAACCAAUGCUCAUGUGAAGGGGGAUCACCAGCGCAUUGGAGAUGUCAUGCUCAGGAACAUGCGCGCUCUGAAGGAGUUCACCAGCUACCUGCAGAAGCACGACGAGGUCCUGACGGAACUGGAGAAAGCGACCAAACGCCUCAAGAAGCUGGAGAUGGUUUAUAAGGAGUUUGAACUGCAGAAGGUUUGCUACCUGCCCCUCAACACCUUUCUGCUCAAACCCAUCCAGAGGCUGAUGCACUACAAGCUGAUCCUGGGGAGGCUGUGCAAGCACUACACAGCAGAGCACCGGGAUUUCGCCGACUGCCGCAAUGCGCUGAAGGAAGUCACAGAAAUGACCUCACAGCUGCAGCACAGCCUCAUCCGCCUGGAAAACUUCCAGAAGCUGACAGAGCUACAGCAUGACCUGAUUGGGAUAGACAAUCUCACAGCACCUGGCAGGGAGUUUAUCAGGGAAGGUUGCUUGUACAAGCUCACUAAGAAGGGCUUACAGCAGCGGAUGUUCUUUCUGUUCUCAGAUAUGUUACUGUACACAAGCAAAGGGGUCACAGGGACAAAUCAGUUCAAAAUCCACGGACACCUCUCUCUGCAUGGCAUGUUGGUGGAGGAGAGUGAGAAUGAAUGGUCAGUCCCACACUGCUUCACAAUCUAUUCUGCACAGAAAACCAUCGUGGUGGCAGCCAGUACCCGUCUGGAGAUGGGCAAGUGGAUGGAAGACCUAAAUGUGGCAAUUGAAAUGGCCAAGAAAUCUACUGAGAAAUCUGAGAUGCUUCUGGAGAACUCCGUGUGCAACCGCUCCAACAGAUCCUCUGAUGAGGUCUCUGUAGAACAGGAGUCCGAAGAUGACAUUCACUCCUCUCGUAGCUCCUUGGACAGGCAGAGCCACCACCGUGCCAACACCACCAUGCACGUGUGCUGGUACCGCAACACCAGCGUCUCCAUGGCCGACCACAGUGUGGCCGUCGAGAACCAGCUCUCUGGGUAUUUGCUGAGGAAGUUCAAGAACAGCAAUGGCUGGCAGAAACUGUGGGUUGUCUUCACCAACUUCUGCUUGUUCUUCUACAAGACACACCAGGAUGAUUAUCCCCUGGCCAGCCUCCCCCUGCUUGGCUACACAGUCAGCUGCCCUGUGGAGGCAGAUGGCAUUCAGAAGGAUUAUGUCUUCAAGCUGCAGUUCAAGUCCCACGUGUAUUUCUUCAGGGCUGAGAGCAAGUACACCUUUGAGAGGUGGAUGGAGGUGAUCAAAAGAGCCACCAGCUCUCCAGCCAGGUCCAGCCUGCUGUUUCCCAAGGAGAAGGACACUCACACAGACUGAUGGGGCAGAGCUGGAUCUCUGCUGGCAACACCAACAAAAGAAGCAGGUGGGAACAGGAGUCUCUGGAGUUGACAAAGCAAAGACCCAGGAGGCUCAUUCCCCCCAGCAUGGAAAGUGGGAGCAAGGGGGAGCAGACAGGGAUCACAUCCAUUCCCAAGGGUGUGGAAAAGGGUCAAGUCUGUUCCAGCUGAACCUACUUAGAGGGAACCCAACAGCAGCAGUGCUCCAUGCACACACAUCCUGGAAGGGUUCUUGUUCCAUUGGACCUGUACAGUGACACCUUUACCUGCCCUGAAGGCAGGUACCACCUUCUUUUUACAUUUUGACUGGAUGAUCAGCACACAUGGGAGAAAACCAGCAGCUUCCAGGGGUGUGGCUGGCUGGCAGCAGUGGGUGCCAGGGCUCCCAGACACCCCCUGUGCCAGGUGUGGGGCUGGCAGCACAACCUGUCCUGCUGCUGUGAGCAGACAUUGCAGCUCUCCCAGAACAGCUCUGCUCCUCAGGAGCUGCCAAGGCAGCAGUUUUCCUGGGAAGCAGGAAGACUGAGUCUCUGCUGGGCUGUCAAGGUGUUGGUGUAUUGUGGAUCGGUGCAGGGGGGUGCAUGGUUUGUCCUCUGAACUCAAUCACUAUUCUCAUAUCACAGCUCCAGUUUCUGUAUCCUGUAGUAGGAGUUAAGUAAGGCAUGGGAUGGCAAACACUCUCCACUCUGGUGUGGGUGAUGUUUUCAAGGCAUUUAAGCACUGUAGGAGAAGAAGCCUCUGAAAGUCACUGCUGCUUUUGUCAUGCAAAGACUUCUGAAAAUCCCUAAUCUUCUAUUCCAGUUCAGGGUGGGAUCCAUCUUCCUUUUCUCAUGAAGGUGUAAAAGUCACUGGAUUCCAGAUGGAGAAUUAGUGUCUGUGGACUCUAUUAAAUUUCUGUAAUAAAUCUGAAAUGUUUGCAGCUUGUUCUGUUUUGUAAAGCUGUCACCUUUGGGUGCCUCCACAGAAGGACUGACAUGCUAAGUGCCACAAGAUGCUGUUGGAUGUGGCUUUGAUGGGCUGUGGGGACUGAUUUGUAUGAGACAGAAAAGUGUUGUGUGUUAACAGAAGGAACAAUGCAGGGAAGCAGUGAAAGCAAAAGGAAAGUGUUGCAUGCUGUGAGGAUGGAGGAAUGUGGAGAUCCCAUGGGACAAUGGGAAGGACAGAGGCCAGCAUGAGUGCUCAGUUAUGGUCUCAAGCAUUGUGGGAUGAGGACUGAAGGGAGGGGGAAUCCAGAGGGAUUUUCUUGCUUGGAUUUGCAUCCUAGAGGAGUGGCUGCAGAUCCAGCCUUUGUCACAAAGACCAUUGUCCCAUCUAAGUUAAAUGUACUUAAUUUAUUAGUGUCUUCAUUUAUUAUUUUUUUAAUUACCUGUUGUAGGUAUAUCCAUGUGGAUUGAUUAGACAUGUUAUACUGUGGCUGAAUAUGACUGUUCAAAGUAAAUAGCAUCUUGGUA